Botrytis fragariae is the source of this 351-nucleotide messenger RNA. Its product is annotated as putative splicing factor 3b subunit 10 protein. The transcript has 2 exons. The record is from RefSeq and is a predicted model, not a curated record. Bases 1 to 351 code for a protein of 116 amino acids. Gene Ontology annotation, cellular component: precatalytic spliceosome; U2 snRNP. NCBI's taxonomy places the organism in Eukaryota, Fungi, Ascomycota, Leotiomycetes, Helotiales, Sclerotiniaceae. Gene Ontology annotation, biological process: mRNA splicing, via spliceosome.
AUGGCAGACAAACUUCGCGCGCAGCAACAGCUUGAACAACUCCAGCAGCGUUAUGUUGGAACGGGCCAUGCUGAUACAACAAGAUUCGAAUGGACGAGUAAUAUUCAAAGAGAUUCGUAUGCCUCUUAUGUGGGCCACCCGCCUUUAUUGAGUUACAUGGCAAUAGGAAUGGGAAGUCCAAGGGAGAUUGUGAGGAAAAAUAUGAUUGAGGUGUGUAAUUUUGUACACCCUGAGCCUUUUUAUUUGGACUUGGACAUUAUUGGAUAUGUGGAAGUAGGAAUCAAGAUGGAGACUAACAUCCAACAGAAAAUGAUACAACCAGUUGGAAAGCCCCCCGAGGUGCAGGAUUAG